This is a messenger RNA of Lactuca saligna, 891 nucleotides long. Lineage: Eukaryota; Viridiplantae; Streptophyta; Magnoliopsida; Asterales; Asteraceae. The record is from the annotation of a GenBank genome assembly.
AUGAGGGGUCUUUCCCCUGUUCCUCAGAAAAUCCCAAAUUUCAGUGGAGAGGCAGAUGGUUGUCAUGGAAGAUUCGAAGAUAAUGAAGUGAAACUCUUCGUCGAGAGCUGUCAAUCCGACCUUUGGUAUUUGUUGCCUACAUGUGACAGAUCUUCAUCAUCUUCAGCAACCAGUCCUGCUAGCAGAGUACCAUCAAAUUCACCUGAUUGGGAAGAACCAGAUGUUGAAGUUAGGGUGGAAGAGAGUGGGGAUGGUGGUGACUCCAUUAACACUGCCACCGCCCCCAUCUCACCAUCUCUUUCAAAGCUCAACAAUGGCUCCAUGCUAUCUCCACCACUACCACAAGGUGCAGUUGUAGCAAGAAAGAUAGAGGUGCUACAAUGCUCAAAUGGCUAUGCUUUACCUGGAACAAUGACAGUCAUAAUGGGCACUGGAAAGUCAGGAAAGUCUACAUUAUUAACAGCUCUUCCAGGAAGGUUGGAUGAUUCAGCUAAAACAUAUGGUGAAGUAUUCAUCAAUGGAGCAAAACCAAAAUUGCAGUAUGAAUCCUAUAGAUUUCUUGAGAGAAAAAACACACUAAUCGGAUCAUUAACAGUUCGCGAUUUUCUUUACUACUCAGCACUCCUUCAAUUUUCUGUUUUUUUUUAUCAAAAGAAAAGUGUUGUAGACGAUGCAAUUCUUGCCAUGUCAUUAGGUGACUAUGCAAAUAAACUCAUAGGUGGACAUUGCUACAUGAAAGGCCUUCCAAGUGGCGAAAGAAGACGUGUCAGCAUAGCAAGAAAGCUUGUAAUGAGGCUACAAGUCUUAUUCAUAGAUGAACCUCUCCACCAACUUGACAGGUCAAAGAUUUUACCUUUUUGCCCUUACUCUCAAUACCCUUUUGUGGAAUAA